CGCAAUAUCUUCUUCUCCCCGUGCUGCUAAACAUUCAUCGUUUCCCAUCUCCCUUUUAGGUAUUUGCUUGUGGUUGAUAUUUUCAACAUUUAAAGAGAUACGUUGAAUGGCACAAUUUAAGAGGAAUCCAUGCGGUUAAUUUUGUAGUAGGUGUUAAUGAAUUGCUAUGGUUUGAUCUCGGUGUAAGGCUCGAGCGGCGUAUAUCUGAACUAAGAAAUGAGUUGGCCGAGUGGGUUUUGGAGAAAGAGAAAGAUGAUCGUGAAAGUUGCUUCAUUUUCCAUGCUUUUAGCAACACUGGCUGGUUGAUAUAUGGUUCACUUCUUGAUAGUUUUCUGGGAAGAGAUGGAUUGAGAGAGAAAAUAAAAGGGGUGAUUAUUGAUUCAGGAGCAACUGACCCUUUUAAUCCUAAGGUCUGAGCAGCCGGUUUAACUGCUGCUAUACUGAAGAAACAGAGCUAUAUAGUAAAUGGAUUAGGAAGUGCAGUGACUGAUUCGAAAUUACAGAAAGAGGAACCUGGGAUGAUCGAAGUUGUGGUGCUAUCUACCCUUGAAAAGUUCUUUGCUACCAUUCUAAAUAUGCCCGAUGUGAAUCGGUUCGUGUUCAACAUUUAUAAAGCUGAAGUCAGGCCUGAGAAUAAACAAACAAUUUAUCAAAUUCCUCUUUUGGUCCCUAAGGUGUCACAACAAAGAAAUGGUAAAGAAUGUGGGAACUUUGUUCUCUAUUUCAUAAAGUCAUUUGUCGAAAGCGCCCCGGAGAACUUUAGCAUUGAAGGCUACCCUUACUUUAUGAAAAAGGAUUGGUUCAGUGCUGAAGAAGUGGAACGCUUUUGUGAGAGGCUCGAUUCUCCGGCAUGUGAUUUUCAUUAACUUUAAAAAUGACAUUUUUU
Messenger RNA from Hibiscus syriacus, 886 nucleotides. RefSeq lists its product as uncharacterized. Lineage: Eukaryota; Viridiplantae; Streptophyta; Magnoliopsida; Malvales; Malvaceae. Gene Ontology annotation, molecular function: cysteine-type peptidase activity. Bases 519 to 866 code for a protein of 115 amino acids. The record is from RefSeq and is a predicted model, not a curated record. Gene Ontology annotation, biological process: proteolysis. The transcript has 6 exons.